This is a messenger RNA of Acanthosepion pharaonis, 1821 nucleotides long. The record is from the annotation of a GenBank genome assembly. NCBI's taxonomy places the organism in Eukaryota, Metazoa, Mollusca, Cephalopoda, Sepiida, Sepiidae.
AUGCGAUUUAAAAACAAUACAUUCAACUGCAAGAUAUCAGGGAAACAUUCCGCCUGUCUUAACAAAACAAAUGUCUGUAACGGCGUCCCUGACUGUCUAAAUGGCUUCGAUGAAAGUAACUGCCCUGAAAGAAACCGAUUCUAUAUCCGAAAAGAUGCUGGAAACAUUAAUUCCAUGAACAUAUUCAACCAAAACAAUCCAAUCGAAAAUGGAAUAAUCUACCAAUGGACCAUUGAAGGAAAACUUGGUUCGCUGUUACAGUUGUCGCUCAACGUAACGGAUGCUUUAAAUGAUCUAUCUGUCUUAGAAAUAUGGUUGGGAGGCCCAACUCUUCAAGACAGUUAUCGGUAUGGAACUUACACUGAGUCUUUAACGGAACCAGAGAUUAUAACGAGUAAUAACAACUUUGCCAUAAUCAGAUUCGCCGUGCAGGAAAAUAUUAAGCAAGAUACCUUAAUAAUCACCUGGUCGUCAGAUCCGCGUUGUUAUUGGAAACGCGUGCCGUACCAUCCCGAGGUCAAUGUCGACUACGAUGAUACAAUUACUCUCAAUUCGGCCGAUAACAUCACCUUCUGUCUUGAAAAAUGUAAUUCCAACUGUUCUGCUGUAACCUUUAAUAAGUUUGAAACUGUAUGCCAUUUAUUCGAGUUGGCACCCCUGCCUUAUAAGUCCAGCUGCUGUGAGAGUUAUGUAAAGAUUUGCCCGGAAAAACCAAAAUAUUUACAGGAAAUGAUAGUAACGGAUACGUUCCAGGAGGUCCAUUCAACAACAUAUCCUUUUGAAUAUUGGGAAAAUAUACACCACAGCUGGAUUUUAACGGCACCACCCUGGGAAAUCAUCACUUUACAGUUUUUGGAUGUUGAUAUUGAUCCACAAUCUUCAAUAAUCGUCUACAACGGCAGGAACAGCACUUAUGGUAUUUUAGCAAAGUUGGUCAGCGGAUCAAUGCCUAUCGUUUUGUUCUCUUCCGGAAAUACUUUGUCUAUUCAAUUCAUGACUGGGCCCCGACCUGUUAUUCGCAGAGGUUUCUUUGCUAGAUAUAGAUUGGGAUGCAAUAUUUAUACAAGUACAAACUUUAUUCAACUUCAGUCACCAGGCUAUGAUGUAUCAGGGUCAUAUCUGCCGUUACUUAAUUGCAUGUGGGAGAUUCGUUCUAUAAACUACCCACCAGCAAUGAGUUUAAAAUUCGAUCCCAAAUUCGGUUUAAAAAUGAACCAGAACUUUUUAAAGAUAUAUAACGGGACAAUGCUUAACGAUACUGCGCAAUUUACUGGAAAAGGUAUCACGGGAAACCUGACUCCUGAAGACAUGCAAUCAUUUUCGGGGAUAUUUAAUCUACAGUUUGUAACCAAUUCCAUUGUUUCUGAUAUUGGAUUCCGUGCCACUUUUUCUGCAAGGAAUUACUGUGGUUUCUUACCGGACUUGGCCUAUGGGUAUUGGGAAAACGUGACUGGAUUCUACAGUGGCGAUAGCGCAACGUAUAAAUGCCGUGAGAACUACGAAUAUGCUGCCAAUGAUACUGUUCAUUGCACGGGUGAUGGGUUCUGGAAGCCGUUUCCCGCAUGCAGACUUAAAACAUGCCCACCCAUUUAUGACCUAGCAGAUGGCUACUGGGUUAAGCUAAACGAUUCUUACAGGGCAAUGUGCAAUGAAUACAGACAUCUUAAUGGCGAUCCUCUCGUGGUAUGUUGGGACGGAAAAUGGCAAGAAGUAAAAUGUGAAAAAAUCCCUUGCAAAUAUUUUUACAUGCCAAAAUAUGCCGAGCGAAUAACCCCGGAAAAUGUCACUUAUUACUUGGCGAACUCCCAUUUGCGAAGGUAA